Molecule: messenger RNA, 681 nt
Organism: Strongylus vulgaris
Lineage: Eukaryota; Metazoa; Nematoda; Chromadorea; Rhabditida; Strongylidae
Source: the annotation of a GenBank genome assembly
GGAAUCGAAGCCAUCUACUCGAGAUGAAGUUGAUCUUUCCAUCAGAGCUCCUGAGCUUCCACGAUACCAUAAUAUCAAAGAGCUUGCUCCCGAAUCAGAACUUCAAACACAGCAAUCAGAACCCGUUUGUGAAGUGUUCGAUGAAAGUCACGACGACGUCUUCAGCAACGGCGAACGUGAGCAUGAGCGAGAGAGUAGCGUAGAUGUGCUGAUUCGUGCUCGAGAUCUGGAUUAUCGGGCGGGUCCUGUAGUAGGAACUUCUCUCCACGAUGAGUUAUUCCACGCAGAGGUGGCACCUAGCAGUAACAGCUUAUUAAAUAGAGGUUGGAAAAAGCCAAAAACAAGCCUGCCUGAUUUGGAUCGUUGCGGUAGUUCAGCGCUUUCUUCAUCAUCGUCCCCUGAUACUAGUCCUUGUAUCGUAAGCUUUGACCAAGCGUUAAGGACUGCGUUAGAAGCUAGUGGAUCCAAUGAAAAGCUCACGGAAGAUUUUGAUGAAUCCCAAGAGCUCUUCGCUAAUACUGACACUGAAGACGAUGAAGAGAAUUCUCGAAAAACAUCCGAAGCGUCGGGGCAUGUGACGGCAAUGAUAACGACAAUACCUCGUGAAGUUGGCCUAGACUCUCAAGACUUUCGUUGUCCUAUGUGCCGAAAGUCGAUUGGAGCUGUGUUUUCAAAAUAUGG